Molecule: messenger RNA, 3066 nt
Organism: Cryptomeria japonica (Japanese cedar)
Lineage: Eukaryota; Viridiplantae; Streptophyta; Pinopsida; Cupressales; Cupressaceae
Product: putative disease resistance protein At5g47280
Exons: 5
Coding region: 91-2508 (805 amino acids)
Biological process (GO): defense response to fungus
Molecular function (GO): ADP binding
Source: RefSeq, a predicted model, not a curated record
AUUAAAGGUAUUCCGUAAUAGUUCUUGUUAUUACUGAUUUUGAUUGUGUAUAUUUUGUUUAACUGAAUUUUUAUUUUAGCCAUAAAUAGAAUGGAUAGUUUCAAUAGCAAGGUUCUGUGCACAAGAGCCGAAGCCCUGCUGAAAUCCCUUAUCCCAGCUAUCCAACAACUUUGUGCAUCUGACCUGCAACUGCCCAAGGAUCAGCAAAAGCCUGCCAUUCACCAGUUUUUGAACACACUUAUUAGUGGCGCAGAGCUGGUGAAAUAUUGUGAGAGCAUUAGCGCUUUCAAUGUAUUUCGUAGGUGUAGAUUUGCUUCACAGAUACUCAAGCUAGAAGAGGAGAUUGAUGGUGUCAUGGUUUAUAUCCCAGCAAACGUUGAGUUAGAUGCUAGAAGUCUUAAUGCAGUCUUGAAAGAUCUGUACAAGGAAUUAAAGCCUCCAGAUAUAAGUCGCACGCUGAAUGGCUUUAUUCAACAGCAAAUGAGUUUAGGUAACCUGUGUCAAAGUACUGGAAUGGAAGAGGCUAACAAAUGCUCUUAUCUUAGCAAUGUUCCUGUGAAAUCUCGGUUUUAUGCGGGAUUGGAGAGGCCUGUUGGGGAUUUGAAGGAGCUUUUAUUCCAAAGCGAGGUGACAGUCGUUGGGGUGCAUUGUAUGGGGGGUGGUGGGAAAACGACUUUGGCCUUGGCUAUUUGUAAUGAUCCCCAUAUCAAAGGUUAUUUUGAGAAUGUACACUUCAUUACAGUUUCGCAGUCACCAAAUUUGAAGGGAAUUAUAGAGAUGAUGUGGGAGAAGAUUGUUGGAAGGAAGAAGCCCGAGUUUCAGAAUGUAGAAGAUGCACGUAUACAGCUAAAGCAGCAGCUUUCUUGUCAAUCCAAGCGUACGCUGAUGAUAUUGGAUGACGUCUGGUCCAGGGCUCAUUUGGAGGAGUUACUACUUGAAGCUCCAGGGUACAAGACUGUUAUCACAGCCAGAGACAGUUCUGUCAUCCCCCGAAACUCCUGUACUCGACUGUAUCAGUUGCCAUUGCUGGGCGACGAGGAUGCGCUCUCGCUUUUCUGCUUCUCGGCUUUUGGACAGACAUCAAUUCCUUGUACAGCUGAUGCAAAUCUAGUCUUGGAGGUGCAAGCUGAAUGCAAGGGCUUACCCCUUGCUCUAAAGGUGAUUGGGAGCUCUCUGAAUGCGGAACCUCAUGUGACAUGGUUGAACGCAAAGAAUAAGCUAUCCUUGGGGGAAUCCAUAUCCAGUGAUCAUGAAGAAGGGCUUUUUAGAUGCUUGAAGACCAGUAUUGAUCUCUUGGAUGAUUUUGGGAGGGAAUGCUUCUUAGAUUUGGCCUCAUUUCCAGAGAACAAGAAAAUCUGUGCUGAUGCACUGCUGGACAUUUGGGUUUAUGUUCGGAAGCUGGAGAGGCAAGAUGCCUUUAUGAUGUUGUGGGAACUUGCAAAGAAAAAUCUCUUGAAUUUAGUCAGCAGCUCGGGAAGCCAAGCAACAAUCUCUUAUGGAAAUGCCUCCGAGCUGUACUUUUAUCAGCACGAUGUCAUGCGAGAUUUGGCCGUAUAUUUGGGAAGCCAGGACAAUAUAGUCCAUAGGAAGAGAUUAUUCAUGCCCAGGAAAGAGACGAGCUUGCCAGGGGAGUGGGGGCAGAUGCUUAGUGAUAGACCAGUUAAUGCUCAAGUUGUCUCUAUUCACACAGGCUCUAUGGUUGAGAAUCAAUGGUAUGAUAUGAAUUUUCCAGAGACAGAGGUUCUGGUGUUACACUUCUCUGCAAGCAAGUACUUUCUACCACCAUUUGUCAAAACAAUGAAAAGACUGAAAUUUUUAAUGUUGUGUAAUUUAAAUUCGAAGAGGGCCCCAAUAGAAGGUUUAGAUGCCUUAUCUUCACUCACUCAGCUCAGGAGCGUUCGCUUGGAGAAGUUGGAUGUACCCACUAUUUUAGAACAGAUUAAAGUAAUACAAAAAUUAGACAAACUAUCUCUAAGCUUAUGCGAAGGUUUUGGAAAUAUUGCCACAUUCGGCAACACCAACCUACAAGAAUUUAACCUCGACCACUGCAGUGAUUUGGAGGAAUGGCCCACAGACAUCUAUCGUAUGCCCUCUGCUCAGAUAUUGUCUAUUACCAACUGCCAUCUGGUUGAAAAGUUACCAUAUGAUCUGGGGAACCUGAGGUCUCUAAGAAUGUUGAGAUUAUCAGCAUUACCAGCGCUGAAAGAGCUUCCGGCAUCAAUUGGAAAACUUGGGCUGCUGGAAUUUCUAGACAUUUCACUGUGUGAGGGCUUGAAAGAACUUCCAGAGGAGAUAGGUCAACUCAAGCAAUUGAAAGAGUUUGACAUGAGAGAGUGUUCUCGUUUGAGGAGGUUGCCUAAAAGUGUUUGUGAACUAAGCUCUCUGAAACAUGUCAUCUGUGAUGAGAAGAUUGGGCACCUGUGGUUGCAAGUUAAGGCUUCUUUUGUGCCUGAUCUUAGAGUUGAAAUCGUGGAACCGCAAUUUACUUUGGAUUGGCUUGAUGAUUGAUUUCACUAAGCAAACUCCAACUAACUUGACAACCUUGUAAGUAAUCACUAUGGUCUCUUUAUUCGUUCCUGUAUAUAGAGCACACUGUAGUUUUCAGUUAAGCUAAAUCUGUAAGAGUUGUUAAUGCAUAUAUCUACCAUGUAAUUUGUAAUGUUAGAAUGUUUAGAAACAGUCUCCCAGUAUCAACAAUUUGUUUGGGGCAUCUUUGGUUGAGGGUGACUCUGUAUGAAAGAGUGUAAGGUAUAUUUUGGUCUUGUGAUUUUUAAUAUUCGAUGUUUUAACUUAAGAUGUAAUUUGUAAUGUCUAUGUCAAAGAUUUGCCUUUAUUAGUCUUCCAGUGCCCAUUCUUUGGUUGAAGGGGAAACUGUGUGAGCGUUUAAGGUGUAUUUUGCUGUUGUAAUUUUUAAUAUAUCGAAGUUAAAACUUCGAAUGUAAUUUGUAAUGUAUAUGUCAAAGCUUUGAUCUUCGCAACAGUCUUCUAAUGUCAUCAAUUUACUUGUGGCAUUCUUUGGUUGAGGGAAAACUACAUGAAAUAGUUUGUAAUGUAUUGUAUAUAUCG